Messenger RNA from Mesorhabditis belari, 2922 nucleotides. NCBI's taxonomy places the organism in Eukaryota, Metazoa, Nematoda, Chromadorea, Rhabditida, Rhabditidae. The record is from the annotation of a GenBank genome assembly.
AUGGUUUUGCGUCACUCGAGAUCGUUCGAGUUUCAAGCUGAUCUUCUCCUCGAUCCAAUCUCCGUCUCACAAUCGCUCUCCUUAGGACACCACCCUGACAGUGCAAUCGACAAUGUCCGUCGCAUCUUCGCGGCACACGAGGACCGAGAGCCCCCUCCAGUCUACAGUGAAAUGCUUCAAUUGAGAUAUGAGGACAAAAUGCGGACAUGGAAUCAAAUAUCUAGAUGGAUCAAAUACGAACAAGUGGUUGAAGGUGGGGGAACCCGUUUCUCGAAGCCACACAUCACUCUUUUGAGUGUUCAAGGACUUCUUCAAGCUCGAAACUGUCUUCGUCGUGGACUUGUUCUACUUGACUCACCAAAAGACUCGCUGUCGGCUUUGUUGGAUGAUAUCAUUCGCCACUGGGAAGACCGUGCUCUUGUUAAUCCUUACAAUAUCAAAGGAGUGCGCAAAGCUCUUUGGGCACCGAAAGUUCACAUGACGAUCAAUAAAUCAAGAAGAAACUCGAUUGAUCGAGGAAAUGAGGGAGAAGAUGAUAACGAUGAUGAAACAAAACCUGUAGAGGAGAAUCCCGAAGAGACAAAGGUUCUCUACAACAAUGUGAGCACAAAUCUUUUCAGUGAGAGCACCGGAAAUGUGAACACCGGGGAAUUGCCACAGGCUGAAAAGCGUCUUCUGGCAAAGUUGAUCGGAAAAGAUCCUGGAACCGAGUCUUGCGCGAUUCUAGUUGGCCACGUUGACACCCUCGAACAUCCUGUCUCUGCUUUCAUUCGAUUAAGAGAAGCUCAGAAAUUCUUCCCGGAGAUUCCCGACAUCCCAGUGCCAACAAAAUUCAUCUUUAUCCUCUUAACUCCACGAGAUAAUUAUGAAAAAGAAGCGAUUUCUGUUGGGAGAACGAUUGGAGCUUUAAUGGCUGAUGAAGUUUUUCGCAAAGUCGCCCAAUUCACUCAAGAACCGUACACGCUUGGUGAUGCGAUUGAGGAAUUUAUGUCAAACAUCGUUGUCGUUCCACCGGGGAAAUGCACAACGGAGACACGAUGGGAGCCGAGAGAGGCGACUGUUGAGGAAAAUCGCUCUGUUGGUGGCAUCUAUUCCACUCGGAAAACAUCAUAUGAAGAAGGAGGAAGCCACCAAGAAGAUGGACACGGGCACGCAGCUGGUUUGGUGAGAACAGGCAAAUUCUUUGGUGGAUUGUUUCAAGACAUACGCAUGAAAGGUCCAUGGUUUAUGUCGGAUUUUGCUGAUUACUUCAGAGGGAGAAUCUCACAAUCCCUUGCAGCCACCGUUUUUCUCUUCUUCGCCAAUUUAACUUCGAUCAUCACUUUUGGAGCCGUGAUGGACAAAAUGUUACAUCAUCAAAUGGCUACGAUCGAAGCUAUUCUUUGCGGUGGAAUCAGUGGAGUGAUUUUUGCAUUGUUCUCCGGCCAACCACUCAAUAUCCUCUCUGCCACCGGACCAACUUUAGUCUUUGAAAAAAUUCUCUUCGAUUUUUGCCACUCAAACGGUUGGGACUUUCUGGAGUUCCGUCUAUUGGUCGGCUUAUGGGUGGCCGCAAUGUUGAUCACUCUCACAGCUACGGAUGCUUCGGCUCUUGUUGGCUUGAUCACUCGAUUCACUGAAGACGCUUUUGCUACUUUGAUCAGUGUUGUUUUCAUUAUUCAGGCUUUCCAAAAACUGAUGGCAAUUGGGGACUCGGAAGCGGCAAAGUCUGCAGAAAAAAUGGCUGCUCUUGAGCAAAUCAGGUGCAAGUGCUUCAUGGAGUACUCAGAAGACAACGCUUCGACGAUUAAUUUCUUGUUCAAUGGCACAGCCGAGGAACAGUGUCAAGUCGGUUGGAUCCACGAGUUGGACACGCAACACGACGUCUACAUGCUCUCCAUCGUUUUAACCUUUGGAACGUUCGGGCUCACCUAUGCUUUCAAAGAGUUCAGAAAGUCGCCAUUCUUCUCAUCAAAUAUUCGAAAUGCCGUCUCUGAUUUCGGUGUGCUGAUCGCAAUCGUUGUGAUGACUGCCUACUCGCACUAUGCUGGCGGUGACAUUGUGCCUACGUUGAACAUCCCGGAUAGUUUCAGACCCACCCAACACCGCUCGUGGCUAGUCCUUCCAUUUGACAUGCCUCUCCACGUCAUCUUCAUCGCCAUUCUCCCAGCCGCUUUCUAUACAAUCCUCAUUAUUAUGGAUCAACAAAUUACAGCGGUCAUCGUGAAUAGAAAGGACAACUUGUUGAAAAAAGGCUUUGGCUACCACUUGGAUCUGUUCAUCAUUGCAAUUUUGGUCAUUAUCUGCUCUUUCCUCGGUCUACCAUUCUUCGUAGCGGCCACUGUUCUAUCAGUGAUGCACGUUGAUUCUCUUCGUGUGCAAUCGGAAAGUGCAGCGCCUGGGGAGAAAGCUCAACUACUUGGAGUGAAAGAACAAAGACUCACAGCCAUCAUUGCCCACCUCGCCAUCGGACUCUCAGUUUUCUUGACUCCAGUGAUCAAGCUUGUUCCAAUGCCAGUCCUUAUUGGAGUCUUCCUUUACAUGGGAGUCGUUUCUCUACUCGGACAACAAUUCGUUCAAAGAGUCGCCCUUUGGUUUAUGCCUGUGAAACAUCAACCCGACUACACCUGGCUUCGUUGUGUGAAAAUGAAAAGAGUUCACUUCUUCACCCUCAUCCAACUGUUCUCCAUUCUUGGACUGUUUGCUGUAAAGUACACGAAAACUGUCUCAAUGGGAUUCCCGUUAAUGUUAAUCGUCAUGGUUUUGAUUCGAAUGUUCCCUCUUGAGAAAAUGUUUUCCCAGCCGGAGCUGAAAGCUUUAGAUGAUCCAGUGCCAAAGAUACAAGAUGUGAUGCGACCGAAAAGGAGAGCACUGAAUAUUAGUGGUGUCGAAAAAGGAAAUUCCCCGUCGUCUCCCGAACAAAAACUCUUGCAAAACGAGCGG